This is a messenger RNA of Hevea brasiliensis (rubber tree), 1886 nucleotides long. RefSeq names its product probable E3 ubiquitin-protein ligase RZFP34. The record is from RefSeq and is a predicted model, not a curated record. Gene Ontology annotation, molecular function: zinc ion binding; ubiquitin protein ligase activity. Bases 347 to 1357 code for a protein of 336 amino acids. The transcript has 11 exons. NCBI's taxonomy places the organism in Eukaryota, Viridiplantae, Streptophyta, Magnoliopsida, Malpighiales, Euphorbiaceae. Gene Ontology annotation, cellular component: nucleus. Gene Ontology annotation, biological process: ubiquitin-dependent protein catabolic process; protein ubiquitination.
GUCCUCUAAUGGUCAAGUCCAGCAUAAUUGAACUUGGUUCUGGGACUUCUUCAAGGAAUCAACUAAUCAUGCAAUGCUAUUCUUACUAAUCACAGCUGAAGGCAUUGGAGUAUCUCAGUGCUGCAUAUAAUUAUAAUAUGGUUUUUAUAGAUCUACUUGUUUUGAUGAUUCUUCUCUUGGAGUAUUGCUGACUGGACUUUGGAGCUGUUCAGCCUUAAUUGGAUUAUGUUGUUGCUGAUUUCAAUUGAUCUGCAGCAGUAUAGAAGAAAGCAACACACAUGGGAGGCUUGUGUGGCUUGAUCGGGUGACUAAAUAUCCUUUGAAGGUUUUAGAAUCUUUUCUAAAUAUGUUCCUACAUGCAGGUCAUCUUGGGUUGCUGCCUGCUCGUAGAGUCCCAUUAUUGUCGAGUUUGAAGGCAUUAUAUGCAAUGGAGGAAAUCAAGAGUUUUGAUAGUCUGCAAAUGGUGCCAACCAUUCAACAUUCUGCUAGCAAAGACAGUGAAACAAAGUCAAUGGAUUUGCACUCUCAGCAGCUGAAUGAAGAGUGCAUAGUUUCAGAAGAAUCAAACAAGAUGAAGAUUUUGGAAGUGCUAGAUAAAGGUUAUAUGAAGUAUGGAUGUCCACAUUAUCGCAGAAGGUGCCGUAUAAGAGCCCCUUGUUGUGAUGAGAUCUUUGAUUGCCGUCACUGUCAUAAUAAGUCAAAGAACAAUAUCAAUGUUGACCAGAAGCUUAGACAUGACAUGUCGCGCCAUGAAGUGAGACAGGUGAUAUGUUCACUGUGUGGCACUGAACAAGGGGUUCAACAAUUUUGUACUAACUGUGGGGUAUGCAUGGGAAGGUUCUUCUGUGAGACUUGCAAGCUGUUUGAUGAUGAUACAUCGAAGAAACAGUAUCAUUGUGAUGGCUGUGGGAUUUGCAGAAUUGGAGGUCGUGAGAAUUUCUUCCAUUGUUACAAGUGUGGCUGUUGCUACUCGAUUCUUCUAAAGAACAACCAUCCAUGUGUAGAGGGGGCAAUGCACCACAACUGCCCUGUUUGCUUUGAGUUUUUAUUUGAGUCAAGAUAUGACGUAACUGUAUUGCCAUGCGGACACACAAUUCAUAAGAACUGCUUAAAGGAGAUGAGCGAACACCACCAAUAUGCUUGUCCUCUCUGCUCGAAGUCAGUUUGUGAUAUGUCUAAGGUAUGGGAGAAAUUUGAUAUGGAAAUUGCAGCAACGCCAAUGCCAGAAUCUUACCAGAAUAAAAUGGUUUGGAUCCUUUGCAAUGACUGUGGAAAGACUUCACAAGUACAAUAUCAUAUUGUAGCUCAGAAAUGCUUGGAUUGCAAGUCAUACAAUACCCGUCAAACAAGAAGCUGAGAUGGCAGACUGUAUAACUUAGGAAAUUACAGUGGUGAUAGCUUCAAAUACGGGAUGCAUCAUCAGUUUGGGGGGGUGUUAAUUUGCCUUUUCAGCCACCUGAGCAAUGCUCAUGGAUGGGAUAAUGUAUGAUCCUGUGGUUCUGCAUCCCGUUGUAUCUUUGUGUGGUUCCCCCUUUUUUUUUUCUUUUUGUGUCUUCUGUUUUCUUUGUACCUGUGGUGAAGUGAAUCAAUGUAGUCAAAAUGUUGCUUCUCUCCCAUUUUCCCUGGUCCUUUCCUUGUGUUUCGUAUUUUCAGAAGUUAAAAGGGUGCUGACGAGGCCCAGUGCUGGGUACGUGGUUGUAGAAGUUGGUAGAGCAAAAUAUGUUUCUGAUAGGCUCCUACGGGAGGUUUUAUGUAGCCGUCUUGUGAGUUUCUUUUAUAUAUGAUUCUUAUGAAAGCGCAUCUUUGGGUGGUGGUUGCUUGAAAAGCUAUGGGGAUUGAGUUGUUAUAGUUACUGACGUGUAAUAAAGUUAUCUUCAACGUGAAAA